Messenger RNA from Rattus norvegicus (Norway rat), 1771 nucleotides. RefSeq names its product canopy FGF signaling regulator 3 (gene Cnpy3). The record is from RefSeq and is marked provisional. NCBI's taxonomy places the organism in Eukaryota, Metazoa, Chordata, Mammalia, Rodentia, Muridae. Gene Ontology annotation, cellular component: endoplasmic reticulum.
CCGCUCCGGGUCCGACUGGGCCAUGGAGUCCAUGUCUGAGCUCGCGCCCCGCUGCCUCCUGCUUCUCUUGCUGCUGCUGCCGCUGCUGCUCCUCCCUGCCCCGAAGCUGGGCCCGAGCUCCGCCGGGGCCGAGGAGACCGACUGGGUGCGAUUGCCCAGCAAAUGCGAAGUGUGCAAGUAUGUUGCCGUGGAGCUGAAGUCAGCUUUUGAGGAAACAGGGAAGACCAAGGAAGUGAUUGACACAGGCUACGGCAUUCUGGACCGGAAGGCCUCUGGAGUCAAGUACACCAAGUCGGACUUACGGUUAAUUGAAGUCACUGAGACCAUAUGCAAGAGGCUUCUGGACUACAGCCUGCACAAGGAGAGGACUGGCAGCAACCGGUUUGCCAAGGGUAUGUCGGAGACCUUUGAGACUCUGCACAACCUAGUCCACAAAGGGGUUAAGGUGGUGAUGGACAUCCCCUACGAGCUGUGGAAUGAGACCUCAGCUGAAGUGGCUGACCUCAAGAAGCAGUGUGAUGUGCUGGUGGAGGAAUUUGAAGAGGUGAUCGAGGACUGGUACAGGAACCACCAGGAGGAAGACCUCACUCAGUUCCUGUGUGCCAACCAUGUGCUGAAGGGCAAGGACACCAGUUGCCUGGCAGAGCGGUGGUCUGGCAAGAAGGGGGACAUAGCCUCCCUGGGAGGGAAGAAAUCCAAGAAGAAGCGCGGCAGGGUCAAGGGUUCCAGUGGCGGUGGCGGCAGCAGCAAGCAGAGGAAGGAACUGGGGAGCCUGGAGGAGGACGCCAACCCAGACGAGGAGGGCGUGCAGAAGGCGUCUCCCCUUCCACACAGCCCCCCUGACGAGCUGUGAGCCUAGCUUAGUGUCCAUGGAUCAAGACCCCAGACGAGAGCUGAAGCGCUUGGGACGUGGCUCCAGCAAGGACGGCUCUGUCCCAGUUUCCGGUCUCCUCCCUUGGCUGUGCCCUCUUUCUUCCCUUGAACAACAAGAAGUGGAAGGAUCUGGGGUGCUGGGAGUCCCCAGCCCAAAGGGAAGAGCAGGAGGCGGCUCUCUUUCUAUACAGCCCCCGUCAUGAGUGGGUCCCACCCAGCAUCCCCAGGCUGCGACUCCUGACCUUGAAGCUGACGAGCAUGAGGCCCACAGGGUGCUCGCAGUGCCUCUCACCCAGGAGGGACAGAGCCCGGGAAGCACUCAGUGCAGCCUCCGUAGCCAGACCUGCCUCUUCCUCCACCAAGUAUCCUCUCUGCCCGUCCUUGUCGGGUCUUGUCGGUCGUGAGUUUCAGAACUUUGAGGAUGAACUCAGGAGGUGUGCACAAGGGGCCGGACACCACAGCUGCAGCCACUCCAGACCUGCGGAGAGGACGCCUCACCUGACGCCACCGGGAAGCAAAACCACAGCCCCCAUGUCUACCCACCCUUCCUGAGGACACUCUCUGCCCAGCCCUCCUCCCCAGGGCUACCAGAGUAAACACCUUUUGGCCUUUUGGUUUGGUUCUUGGGUCCUCUUCAGCCUCCAGAGUGCCCCCUCCCAUGUCCCUUUUCUGCCUAUGUCCCCCAAGUCCCAGGUACUGGAAAGGCUGUCACUGUCAUUGGAGGCUUAACCUGCUAGUUACUAGGAGGAGCAGGUACUGGGAGCACGGGGGGGGGGGGGGGGUUGGUUUGGAGUCAGUCACUCAGAGGUUCUCAGUCUUCUAACAUUGCAGCCCCUUAAUACAGUUCCUCAUGUUGUGGUGACCCCCAUCCCCAACCAUAAAAUUAUUUUCGUUGCUA